AUGGUCAGCAUCAUAGAGGCAUCGCUUGCCUUCAUAGCCGUCUGGGUGGUGUCAAGGGUUGUCAAAUUCAAUAGUAACCUUAAGCAUCUAUUUCUAGGCUGUGGGUCAUCUCCCUGGAUUCAGAGUUCCAUUUCAACCGCUUUCUCCUAUCGGAGUCAUACUCCCAUCCUCAAAGAAAUGGAAUCCAGGUCUGAUGUUUAUGUGGGAUUGGAGGAAGUUUCGUAA
Messenger RNA from Serpula lacrymans var. lacrymans S7.9, 225 nucleotides. RefSeq lists its product as uncharacterized. NCBI's taxonomy places the organism in Eukaryota, Fungi, Basidiomycota, Agaricomycetes, Boletales, Serpulaceae. The transcript is spliced from 3 exons. The record is from RefSeq and is a predicted model, not a curated record. Bases 1 to 225 code for a protein of 74 amino acids.